AUGAUUCGUAAAAUUGUGACCUCUCUUAAAUAAUUUCGAAGAACUUAUGAGGAUCAAAAACUAGGUAGGCAACUUGUUGGAACAGAUCCACAUGGCAACCUCUACUAUCAAUACUAUGAUUAAAAUGGAAAACCAACUAGAAGGAUGAGUGAGAGAACAGACAAAAUGGCACCAUUUGUAGAUCCAUUAUGGGAGGAAUGGAUAAGACAUAUUAGAGACAAACCAUACACAGAGGAGGAGAGAAUGGAAUUGGAAAAAUAAUAAAGAGCAUACAAAACCAAAGUCAAUGAGUACGAGUAGAAGGAUGCAGAAAUGAUGCAGCAGUUCAAGAAAUCAAAUAAAACUUGGAAUGCUAAUAAAAAAUGA
Paramecium tetraurelia is the source of this 366-nucleotide messenger RNA. RefSeq lists its product as uncharacterized. Gene Ontology annotation, biological process: mitochondrial respiratory chain complex I assembly; response to oxidative stress. The transcript has a single exon. NCBI's taxonomy places the organism in Eukaryota, Ciliophora, Oligohymenophorea, Peniculida, Parameciidae. Gene Ontology annotation, cellular component: membrane. The record is from RefSeq and is a predicted model, not a curated record.